Frankliniella occidentalis (western flower thrips) is the source of this 1770-nucleotide messenger RNA. RefSeq lists its product as uncharacterized. Gene Ontology annotation, molecular function: zinc ion binding. NCBI's taxonomy places the organism in Eukaryota, Metazoa, Arthropoda, Insecta, Thysanoptera, Thripidae. The coding region runs from base 1 to 1428 and encodes 475 amino acids. The record is from RefSeq and is a predicted model, not a curated record. The transcript has 3 exons.
AUGUUAACUGCAACGAAAGCAGGUGCUAUACCAAUUGGAAUUCUAUUAAAUGAGGCACAAACUACAGAGAGCUAUGAGAGGGCAUUUAGUCUGUUCAAAGAAAUUUAUCCAAAUGCCUUUGGAGGCAAAGAAUAUCCACAAGUUUUUAUGACAGACAACUCUGUCCCAGCGAAAAGUGCAAUUCAUGCCAACUGGCCCCAAUCAAUACAACUGCUCUGUGCUUUCCACGUUGGUCAUGCUGAAUGGCUAUGGCUGCAAUCAAAAUAUGAUCAGAAAAGUAGACAGCCACUGAUGCAAGGAUUUCGGAAGGAACAGUGGGUAUAUCUCUUUCGAAGCCAUUUUCAAAUUGGAGGACAUCAAACCAACAACUAUGCAGAAGCCUCAGUUCAAAUCUUAAAAGAUGUGAUCUUGCAACGUACUAAGGCAUUCAAUGCAGUCGCUCUUUUUGAUUACAUCUCUGAGACUUGGGACACUUACCUCACAACCAAACUAUGCAGAUUUGCCUAUAAGAGGAAUAGGAAGCCAAUUCUUCUCUACAAUGACUUGGGGCAACGACUGCCUGCAGAGCUUGCAGAUAAAAUUAUUGUAAUUGAUGAAGACACAUAUCGUGUGCCAAGUUCUGUCACUGGAGAGGCCACAUACGAAGUAGUUGCUAGUGCUGGAUCAUGCAUGUGCAAAGCUGGUGCAGCUGGGGCUUUCUGUAAGCAUCAAGCAUUAGUUCAUGAAAAGUUCAACUGUAUGUUUCCCAACCAUCCCCUAAUCACAUCUGCUGACCGUUACCUUAUGGGAUUGUUGGCUAUGGGAAGUGAGUGUCCGGAAAAGGAGUUUUUCCUCGACCCUAAAGAGCCACUGGAAAAUCUUGAGAGAGACCUGCAACUCAUCAAUCAACAGGAAGAGUUAAUCCAACUAAAGAUGGGAAGUGAUGAAGUACUCCCAUCAAAUGAGGCUCCAACUGCUCCACUACAAAACCAUGAAAGUGGCGAUGAAAAUGAUGAUGGAGAUGGCGAGGAAGUUUUUAAAACCUUUGUUGAGAAUUGGGAAAGAGUGUUCACACUUGGAACGGAGACAAACAAAAAAGGUUUCCUAAAAUUUAUGAAAAGAGCAAAUAAUGCACUGUCAAAAGUGAAGAACAGCAACAAGGCAUUUGAAGGCAUGAUGAGGACCUCAGCAGUUCUGAAAGUCAAUAUUGCUAGGUAUGGUAGAAAAAUUCUAGUCGGGGUUCCUUCAAUUGCAAGGAGGCGACCAGGAUUGACUAAGGGGACGAGCAGAGUUAAAGGUGGCAGGCCAGCUGGAGCAGUUAAAGCCAAACAAAAGAAGAAAAACCCCAAGGCCCACCAAAGUCAACGUCAAAGAAAGCUUGGGGCAAGUGUUGCUGCAAACAAACCUCACUACAGGAAACACUAUUUACCAAAUUUUAAUGAUUUGUAAUGAUUUGAAAAGUAUGAAGUUUUAGUAUGUUAGUAUGUAAUAUAUGAAUAUUUUUUAGAGAAUAUUAAUAAUUAUUAUGGUGUUAACUGUUACAUUCCUUUAUGAGAAGAAUUUAUGUUAAUUUGUAGUUUUAAAAACACAAGUGAAAGCAGAAAUUCUAAUUAUUUCUACAUUUUAUUUUCUAUGUGUUUUAAAAGCGUAGUCAGUAUGCUAUAAUGCUUACCUACAGUUAUAUUUUAUUAUCCAUUGUUGUUGAAGCUAGCUAAGGUUACCCACUUACCAAAGUCCGUACUUUUAUACUUUUAAAUAAAUGAUAUGCUUGUACGUACUUGAUGGUAAAUU